UUUUCCUUACUCAUUCUUCUGCUCAUCCCCUUGUCCCUCAUACAUCUCUCCCAAGCAAGCCCAGAUGGGUCCUCCCAUGGUGCGGCUUCCAACUGCUCGGGUGAAUACAGCUGUAGUGAAGGUGUAGUUCUGCCUGUGUGGAACCCCCAAAACCCCUCUGUGGGCGACAAGGUGGCCCGCGCCAUUGUCUACUUCGUGGCGCUCAUCUACAUGUUCCUGGGCAUGUCCAUCAUCGCUGACCGAUUCAUGUCCUCCAUCGAGGUCAUCACCUCUCAGGAGAAAGAGAUCACUAUCAAGAAGCCCAACGGCGAGACCACCACGGCCACCGUCCGCAUCUGGAAUGAAACCGUGUCCAACCUCACGCUCAUGGCCUUGGGUUCCUCCGCUCCAGAGAUCCUCCUGUCUGUCAUUGAGGUGUGCGGUCACAAGUUUGAGGCCGGUCACCUCGGGCCCAGCACUAUAGUUGGCAGUGCGGCCUUCAACAUGUUCAUCAUCAUCGCUAUAUGUGUCUAUGUUGUGCCAGACGGCGAGGUGCGUAAGAUCAAACACCUGAGGGUGUUUUUUGUCACGGCGGCAUGGAGCAUCUUUGCCUACAUCUGGCUCUACCUGAUCCUCUCUGUCUUCUCGCCUGGUGUGGUGGAAGUUUGGGAGGCUGUCCUUACCUUCCUGUUUUUCCCGCUCUGUGUGGUCCAGGCCUGGAUCGCUGACCGUCGCCUGCUGUUCUACAAGUACGUCCACAAGCGUUACCGUGCCGACAAGAGCCGUGGCAUCAUCAUCGAGACAGAAGGUGAUGGAAUGUUCACUAAGAUGGACAUGGAGAUGGACGGGCAAGGUGCCAAUUCUCAUCAUAAGGAGGUGCUGGAUGGUAUGUUGGCUGGGGUGGAGGAAGGAGGUGGUGGAGGUGGUGGGGGAGAGGAAGAGGAAGCAAGAAGAGAGAUGGCUCGUACGCUGAAGGAGCUGAAACAGCGUCACCCGGAGAAAGACAUGGAGCAGCUGAUCGAAAUGGCCAACUACCAAGUUCUCAUUCAGCAACAGAAGAGCAGGGCUUUCUACCGUAUCCAGGCCACGCGCAUGAUGAUCGGAGCCGGAAACAUUCUGAAGAAACACGCUGCGGACCAGGCCAGGAAGGUGGUGAGUUGCCAUGAAGCCAACGCCCAAGAGGAAGAUCCCCACACCAUCUAUUUGGAGUUCGAGCCCUCACACUACCAGUGCUUUGAAAACUGCGGCUCGCUCAAAAUAUCUGUGAUCCGACGUGGAGGAGACAGCGGCUGCACAGUGAAGGUGGACUACCGUACAGAAGAUGGAACAGCCAACGCAGGUUCAGACUAUGAGUUUGCAGAGGGUACAUUGGUUUUCAAACCGGGUGAAACCGUGAAGGAGCUGACGGUGGGCGUGAUUGACGACGACAUCUUCGAGGAAGACGAGCAUUUCUACGUACACCUCAGUAACCCGCGUGUCGUCCACCGGGCAGAGGUCUCCGUGCUUGACCCAAACGCCGUCGCCCCAGGCAACAGCCUUCUAGGCUCCGCCUCUGUUCCGCCCAAGGCUGCCUUAGGCCCUGCCCACACAGCCACUGUGACCAUCUACGACGACGACCACGCGGGCAUCUUCACGUUCGAGAGCAACUCGAUGCGCGUGAGUGAGAGCAUCGGCAUCAUGCAGGUGAAGGUACAUCGGACGUCAGGGGCACGGGGUAAGGUAGCAGUACCCUACCACACCAUAGAAGGUACAGCUAAAGCCGGCGAAGACUACGAGGAGGUGGCCGGGAAACUUGAGUUCCUCAACGAUGAGACGAUGAAGAUCUUAGAAGUGAAGAUCAUUGAUGAUGAAGAAUACGAAAAGAACAAAACCUUCACCAUCCACCUGGGAGAGCCGGUGCUGCUGGAGAUCGGGCAGAAACAUGGAGACUCUAAUGAUAACAAGCCUGCAGUUGGUGCUGAGGAAGAGGAGGUAGCGAAGAUGGGAUGCCCCAGUCUGGGAGAACACACCAAGCUGGAGGUGGUGAUUGAGGAGUCCUAUGAAUUCAAGAACACUGUGGAUAAGCUGAUAAAGAAGACCAACCUGGCUCUGGUUGUUGGCAGCAGCAGUUGGAGAGAACAGUUUGUCAGUGCAGUAACAGUCAGUGCAGGUGAUGAUGAUGAGGAAGAGAGUGGCGAGGAGCGUCUGCCAUCUUGUUUUGAUUACAUCAUGCACUUUCUGACCGUCUUCUGGAAGGUUCUGUUUGCUUUCGUGCCGCCCACGGAGUACUGGAACGGCUGGGCCUGUUUUAUCGUGUCCAUCUCCCUCAUUGGAGUUCUGACUGCUGUCACUGGUGAUCUGGCUUCACAUUUUGGCUGCACCAUUGGCCUCAAGGACUCAGUCACUGCUGUGGUGUUUGUGGCCCUUGGCACAUCUGUACCAGACACCUUCGCCAGCAAGGUGGCAGCCAUCCAGGACCAGUAUGCUGAUGCCUCCAUUGGCAACGUGACAGGGAGCAAUGCCGUCAACGUCUUCCUGGGCAUCGGCGUGGCGUGGACCAUCGCCGCUGUAUACUGGCGCACCAAGGGCAAAGUGUUUCGGGUGCCCCCCGGUUCUCUCGCCUUCUCCGUCACACUCUUCACCAUCCUGGCCGUGGUGUCCGUCCUGGUGCUGCUGUACCGUCGGCGUCCGGGGGUCUCCGGGGGAGAGCUGGGGGGGCCGCGGACCGCGAAGAUGCUCACUUUCUUCCUCUUCCUCUCUCUUUGGCUCAUUUACAUCCUGCUGGCCUCCAUGGAAGCUUACUGCCAUGUCCCUGGUUUCUGA
Messenger RNA from Chanos chanos (milkfish), 2781 nucleotides. It is a transcript of the gene slc8a4a, whose product is annotated as solute carrier family 8 member 4a. Gene Ontology annotation, molecular function: calcium:sodium antiporter activity. The transcript has 7 exons. Gene Ontology annotation, cellular component: postsynapse; sarcolemma; axon. NCBI's taxonomy places the organism in Eukaryota, Metazoa, Chordata, Actinopteri, Gonorynchiformes, Chanidae. Bases 211 to 2781 code for a protein of 856 amino acids. The record is from RefSeq and is a predicted model, not a curated record. Gene Ontology annotation, biological process: cell communication; sodium ion transmembrane transport; calcium ion import across plasma membrane.